AUGGUCAAGGACACAGUCAUCUCCCACGCCAUCCACUUCAGCAACAACACCAACGGCGACAGCACCCUCCGUCUCGUCCAGACCGCAGAGGACAAGACCCCCCUUUGGAUGACCCUGUCUGCCCAAUGGCUUUACAAGCAGAUUAGCGACUUGAUCGAGGAGUCCGACGCCGACUCGGAUGUCAGCAUUCGCAAGUUCCAGCACAAGUGGGACCAGUUCUCCAUCAUUGUUCGUUUCGAGGGAAAGGACGAGUCACUCGCUAGCCAGCCCGCCAUUGUCGGUGCCCAUCAGGAUUCUGUCAACCGCCGGAACCCUCUCUGGGGUCGUUCCCCUGGCGCCGAUGGCGAUGGUUCAAGAACCGUCACUACCUUGGAGGUCUUCCGCUCCUUUGUUGGUACUGGAUUCCGGCCCACCCGCCGCGUCGAGUUUCAUUGGUACUCUGCCGAGGAGGCUGGUCUCUUGGGAUCCCAGGAUGUUGCCGAGAACUACGAGAAAAAGGAUAUCGAGGUCAUUGUCAUGAUUCAGGUGAGUCGUUCAAUCCAGGCUUUGGCCAUACUUGUCCAAGUUGUGCUCGUGUACGCAAUUGGAGUUUUCAACUUUGCUAACUUUUACUCUUAA
Molecule: messenger RNA, 618 nt
Organism: Linnemannia hyalina
Lineage: Eukaryota; Fungi; Mortierellomycota; Mortierellomycetes; Mortierellales; Mortierellaceae
Source: the annotation of a GenBank genome assembly